Molecule: messenger RNA, 522 nt
Organism: Rangifer tarandus platyrhynchus (Svalbard reindeer)
Lineage: Eukaryota; Metazoa; Chordata; Mammalia; Artiodactyla; Cervidae
Source: the annotation of a GenBank genome assembly
AUGCUGCUUCUGGACGCCGAUCGGCCGGAGCCCGUGCGCGGCGGGGCGCGCGAGCUCGCGGUCUUCCUGACCCCCGAGCCUGGGGCCGAGGCGAAGGAGGUGGAGGAGACCAUCGAGGGGUUGCUCCUCAGGCUGGAAGAGUUUUGCAGCCUGGCUGACAUGAUCAGGAGCGACACCUCACAGAUCCUGGAAGAAAACAUCCCCCUCCUUAAGGCCAAGGUGGUGGAAAUGCGUGGCAUCUAUGCCAAAGUGGACCAGCUGGAGGCCUUUGUCAAGAUGGUCAGACGGCACGUCUCCUUCCUGGAGGCCCACGUGCUCCAGGCAGAGCGGGACCACGGGGCCCUCUCGCAGACCCUGCGGAAGUGGCUGGGCUCCUCGGGGCUCCCCGCACUCGGGAACAAGCGGUGGGCACCGGUGGCCCCGACGUUCAAGCUGCCCGCGUUGUACAGAACGGAGGACUAUUUUCCCGUGGACGUGGGGGAGGUGAUGCCCCGAGCCCCCAGCUGUCAAAGGCGUCUGUGA